CAUAGCUGGUCUGUCGGCCGGCCUCCACUUUCUUUCGUUGCGAGGGGGUGUGUGUGAGAGAGAGGGCGUGAAUGUGUGUGACAGAGAGCGGGCGUCUAAGGUAGAGCGACAAAUCAAGCAAAAUUCCCUCUUCGUCUCCUCGCAGUAACCUACCGAAAUUCUUGCGCUGCUCCGUUCUUCUUCUCCAGCAAUUACUUGGGAGUUUAAUUUCUCAAAUAUACGCACUGCUUCUUUACCGCUAGAAUGAAUCUCAACAUCUUCAAGAAGAAAACUUCGCCUAAAGAUGCACUGAGAUGCAGCAAAAGGGAAAUGGCUGUUGCUACAAGAGGCAUUGAACGUGAGAUCGCUUCUUUACAAAUGGAGGAGAAAAAAUUGGUAGCAGAAAUCAAGAAAACAGCUAAAACCGGAAAUGAGGCUGCCACUAAAAUCUUAGCUCGUCAAUUGGUUCGGUUGCGGCAGCAAAUAACAAAUUUGCAGGGAAGUCGAGCUCAGAUCAGAGGCGUGGCCACUCAUACACAGGCUCUGUAUGCCAGCACUUCAAUUUCAACUGGUAUGAAAGGUGCAACCAAAGCUAUGACUGCUAUGAACAAGCAAAUGGAACCUGCAAAACAAACUAAAAUGAUAAAAGAAUUUCAGAAGCAGUCAGCACAGAUGGAUAUGACGAUUGAAAUGAUGUCUGAGGCCAUCGAUGAGACGUUAGACAAAGAUGAGGCUGAAGAAGAAACUGAAGAACUCACUAACCAGGUUCUUGACGAGAUUGGUGUUGACAUUGCAUCACAGUUAUCUUCAGCCCCAAAAGGGCGGAUCGCCGCCUCGAAGAAAGUCGAAAAUGCCACCCCUGGCAGCAGCAGCGCAGGAAGUGAGGAUGUCGAGGAGCUGGAGAAAAGACUGGCAUCCCUGCGGCGCAUAUAAGCGGCAGAAAGUAAGAAAGAAAGAUAGAUAGAUAGAUAAGAUAUCCAUGUAGCUAUCGAUCAGUAUCCGGAGAUGAUGAUGAUGAUGAUGAUGAUGAUGGUGCUUUCUUGAACCGAAUGAACACAAAUGGAGUAUUACAUUACA
Andrographis paniculata is the source of this 1056-nucleotide messenger RNA. RefSeq names its product vacuolar protein sorting-associated protein 2 homolog 2. Gene Ontology annotation, biological process: endosome transport via multivesicular body sorting pathway; late endosome to vacuole transport; protein transport. The record is from RefSeq and is a predicted model, not a curated record. Gene Ontology annotation, cellular component: ESCRT III complex; multivesicular body. NCBI's taxonomy places the organism in Eukaryota, Viridiplantae, Streptophyta, Magnoliopsida, Lamiales, Acanthaceae. The transcript is spliced from 11 exons. The coding region runs from base 244 to 912 and encodes 222 amino acids.